Molecule: messenger RNA, 522 nt
Organism: Hemibagrus wyckioides
Lineage: Eukaryota; Metazoa; Chordata; Actinopteri; Siluriformes; Bagridae
Product: ladderlectin-like
Exons: 7
Coding region: 1-522 (173 amino acids)
Molecular function (GO): signaling receptor activity
Source: RefSeq, a predicted model, not a curated record
AUGGUCUGGAGAAUAGUGAAAGAGAUUGGAUCAGUGGUUGAGGAUAAAGAGGAAGCUCUCAAAGCAGAUGCUGCUGAAGUUAAGUCAGGCUUCUGUCCACAUGGAUGGAUUAAAUAUAAUUCACGUUGCUUUCGACUCAUGAGGUCAAGUGUGUCCUGGCUCAGUGCUGAGGCACAGUGUGUAGCUGAACAGUCACGACUGGCAUCUGUACACAAUAUUGGGGAACAUAAAUUCCUGCAGAAUUUGCUGGAAAUGGCUGGUCUAUCAUACGCUUGGAUUGGUGCUUACAACUUCCAGAGAUCAUGGCUGUGGGUUGACACAGCUCGGUUCUUCUACAGUAACUGGUACUCACUGAGCAAUGUGCCCAGCUACCCAUGUGCUGUCAUGAGGAACAAUGUUGGCUGGACUAACACUAACUGUGGAUAUUUAUAUCCAUUCAUCUGUGCUAUUGACCUAAAUACAUGUUACAGGACUGCAGCCAAUGAGACUGGAACUGAGCAAGAACAGGAACUUCCAGGUUAG